Messenger RNA from Betta splendens (Siamese fighting fish), 3483 nucleotides. RefSeq names its product XIAP associated factor 1 (gene xaf1). The coding region runs from base 256 to 1050 and encodes 264 amino acids. Gene Ontology annotation, molecular function: zinc ion binding. The record is from RefSeq and is a predicted model, not a curated record. Lineage: Eukaryota; Metazoa; Chordata; Actinopteri; Anabantiformes; Osphronemidae. The transcript has 8 exons.
CCUGGUUUCCUGAGCCUGGAGCCUGACACAGAUGGAAGCACCAUCAUGCACGUUUCAUCAUAAUAAACAAAAACUGAGGUUCUUCAACAUCGUGGUCAGUCUGGGGUUAUAUGACAUAGAAAGCAUGUACAGAACCUGCCAAUCUGGAUCUCUAAACAUCUCACACUCCAGAGAGACAUCAAAAGCUUCUUCUGUCCGUGGAUCAUUAUUUAAGUCUGUGUGCUGCUUCGUUGUGGGCUGUUUAAACUUCUGACUAUGGAUAAAGAGGAAGCAACGCGCAUCUGCGGCCAAUGCCACAAGGAGGUUGCAGAGGCCAACUUCGCCCUGCAUGAAACCCACUGCAGCCGCUUCCUGUGUGUGUGUCCCGACUGCGAUGAAACCGUUCCCAGAGAGCAACUGACCCAACACAAGGCGGAUCAGCACGCUGUGGUGAGAUGCUCCAAGUGUAACAAGAAGAUGGAACGCCGCUUCCUGUUGGAUCAUGAGUCUGAUGAAUGCAUGGAGCGCCUGCAGAGCUGUCCGUUUUGUGACCUGGAGUUGCCGUGGAAGGAUCUCCAGCAGCACCGUGUGGCUUGUGGAAGUCGUACCGAGCUCUGCAGGGACUGUGGCCGCUACGUCAAACUAAGCGACCAGGCCCAGCACAGCUGGACCUGCUCUGGGGCUGACGGUGACUCAAGUCCUGAUCAAACUGCCCGAGCUUCUCAGAGUAAAAGAAACCUAACAGUCAGCUGUAGCUCAUGUAUGGCUUCAUUUCCAGAGGAUGAGAUAGAUAAACACAAGCUGGGCUGUCAUGCAGCAUCCAUGCAGGACUACGAAGAGGCUCAGGCAGAUGAGGAUGAAGCAGACAACGCUUUGUUUGGGCAGGCGACCAGUUCUCAGCUACGGAACACCUUUAAGGCAACGUCCUUGUUGAACGGACCCCACAGUCCCUGGGGUAAUGGACCCGAUCCAAACCAGAUCAGCACCUGCCCACACUGUCACUUGGCCCUGCCCAUCAUCACACUGCGCUGGCAUCAGGUGAAGUGCCAACGAUACAUUCUCCUGAAAUAGAUGAUGAACCGGUGAGGUGUUACUGUAGCCUGCUUCACAGAUUCUUCUUUAAAUUCAUUAGUAAAACACGCUGUUGAAAUCUAGAUUGCAGUUUGACCAGACCUGCAUUAAUACAACUGUAACAGAUUCAGUCUUUUUCUUCGAAAAGGAACUGCAACUAUUUUAAUUUGGGUUAGCCUUUUGCAGACUAAUGCAAAGCAGAGUAUUUGAGUUUACAUUAGACAUAAUUUAGUGGUUUGUUUCCUACUUAAAGCAAAAACAUCUAUUCCUGCAAAUAGAAAAUAUAUUAUUUAUAAAAUAUUAUAUAUAUAAUAUUUUGAGUCUGAAUUAUCACUGCUAAGACUUUGUCCUAACCACAGCAUGUUUCUUAUAGCUUCUAAAACAAAGAAUGUGUCUAAGCUUUCAAAUUACUUUAUUCAUGCAGGGUUAAACUGAAGCAAGACAUUUUCCUCAUGCUUCAUCAAAUAUAUCACUUCAUCUUCUCAAAACUUUAUUAUUGUAAUGAGUGCAUCACUAAAGUUUUUCCUGAAUUCACUCAUAUUUUCAAAUACAUUUUUUUAUAAUUGAGGUUUUUCCUGUUGAGUCUUAGAAUUUAUGUAUGACAAUAGGUUUCCUGUGCUGGGUACAGAUGACCUCAUCAAUGUAGAGAGAGCUGGCCUUGAGCUCAGAGUUUUCCUGCAGCUCCAACUGGCAGCGAACAAGAGCCCUCUGCUCCUCCUCUGACUGGGCCACGGCCUCACGCAGUCUAAGGAACAUAGAGUGAAUACUGGCUUUGCAUAAACCGGUCUGUGCAUAAACAUUAUAAUACUGGUAAAAUGGCAGGAAGGAUUCUGCUAAACCCUUUAAAUUGCAUCUGUAGCAUUGUGUUGCUUACUUGCUGAUAUGAGUGGUGAGCUGCUGGACCUCGGCGAGCAGCUGUGACCGGGCUCGAUCGUGGCUUUGCUCUUUGGCCGGUCUUUGGCAGCGCAAGUCCAGCCGGGUCUGGGCCAAGCUCAGGAAACUUUCAUUUUCUGUAAUGGCCACUUGGAGAUCCUCACUGAUCUUCUGCUGGCUGGCAUACUCCGACUGAAUCUAGUGGGGAUGGAAGUGUUACAUGAGGGGGACUUGUAUCACAGAAGUUAUAACAUUAGAACUUUUUUAGUUCAUAUUAAUGUCUCAGGCUGAUGUAUAAUAUUAUGUCUUGAGGGUUUGCCUCCUAUCGUUUUUCUCUUCACCUAACACUAUUUGCCCCCACCUUGGCCAGCUGAUCCUCCAUCUGGCUUUUGGCAUUCUUGAUUUCCUGGACAUUCAUCUGAAAAGCUGUUGUUGUGGCCUCAAACUGCUUCUGCAUAUCAACAGCUGUCUUGUCCAGGAUGGACUCCACCAGGGUCCGUAGGGUCAGAGAGUUGGUCUUCUGCUGUUCUGCUUUGGUUAUGUUCUUGAUUGAGAUGUUCUCCCACUGUUCUGGAGUCACUGCCAAACUAAGGAGAGACAUAUAAUAACUGAAAGUGUCUUCAAUACGACGUCCCCAGAAAAAUGGCCUCCUGAACAUACUGUACACUGACAAAUAAUUGAAAUACAAAAGUGUGGUAAUUUACCUAUGUAGAACAGAGCUGCUGUUUUUUAACUUGAGAUGGUUUGAACUGGAGUGGGCGGUCAUAAGGGUGCAGGUGUCGUCGAUGCGUUGCGCCUCAGAUUUCUCCUUGAGAUCCUUCUCCAAAUAGUACUUGGCAGAUCGGUUCAGUCUGUAAUGUACAGUAAAACAGUUUUUUUUGUUGGUGUUUAUAGGCAACCUGUACCAGUAACUGGCUUUGACUGGUUUCAAGACAAUUAACAUUAAAUUAUUUAAAGCUCUCAGGAUACCCUUAAAAGAAAGUUUUAGUCUCUCACCGUAUCUGCUCUGUUAUUUGUUCCACUACAUGUUGCAGAAGGGAAAUCACCCUCUCGAAAAGCUCCCUCUCGUUCAACAACUCCCUGUCCACUGCAUCAUGCAGCCUCUCGGAGGGGAAACGUUUUCCUCUGUUGGCCAAAGACAAACCAAAAAGAGCCUAAUUUACUUGUAUUAGCGCAGCUUUUCUCAACUGAUGUUUCAAAACGAUUUCAGAUAGGGGGAGUAAAAAGUAAGAAAAAGUUUAGAUUAAGUCACAAGUUAGCUUUCAGAACUUCAAGGCAUAAGACAUGUACAGUCUCAGUACACUCUCAUACAUUUGUCCUGUGAUUGUUUUGUCUUUUUUCAUCAUUUUACCACCUCACCUCUCUUCUAGACAGACAGUAGUGAUUCUCAGAGGCUCCUUACAGGCCUCUAGUGCCUUCACGACUCUGCUCUGUAAUGCUGUUAGGACAUCAAUCUCCAAACUAAUCCCCUCUAGCUUCAGCUCCAACUCCUUUGUCAGAAAUUUGAUGUCUCUGAUGUGCUGUUCUGAAAAUCAAUAAAUAAUUGAAUAAAUACCAUUA